AUGGCUUCAAAACGAGCCGUCUUGCCUCUGUUGAGUCGCGAGAUCCGUGUUUCACCAUGGGGAUGGCGCUCGGCCUCAUCGCUCUCGGCAGUCAACCGUCUUGGACGCCAUUCUUCUCUCCGACCGCCGAAGCGCCAAUGCUUUGCGACGGGUGCUUGUAAAACACAGUAUGGCUACGCAAAUACACGGGAUUUCUCUCAAUCAGCCCGAAGGAGGGAUGUGGAAGAAGAGGAGACUCUCGAUCCCACCAAGCUCGACAGAGAGUCAGAUGAAGUAGACGUUUGUAUUGUGGGAGGAGGCCCUGCAGGCCUUGCAGCUGCAAUUCGCCUCAAGCAACUCGCAAAUGAGGCCGGCAACGAGGAGUUCCGAGUCAUUCUCCUGGAAAAGGCAGGUGAGCUGGGGGCUCACAUAGUUUCCGGAAAUGUUCUUCAACCUACAGCUUUGAACGAGCUUCUCCCCGACUGGCUUGACGAGAACAACCCCUCUAGAUUUGAAAAUGUCACACCAGCGAAGAACGACAAGAUGCGCUUUCUGACUAAAAACUCCUCAUUCCCAAUUCCUGCGCCGCCGCAAAUGCACAACCACGGAAACUAUAUUGUUAGUUUGAGUCAACUCACUAAAUGGUUGGGAGAACGGGCUGAAGAGCUAGGAGUGGAAGUCUACCCGGGAUUUGCUGCAAGCGAAGUCUUGUACAAGCCAGACGGUUCCGUGCUUGGUGUGGCAACAAAUGAUCUGGGUAUCGGUCGUGAUGGAAAGCCCAAAGAUAACUUUGAGAGGGGAAUGGAAUUCCAUGCCCGAGUCACCUUGCUCGGCGAAGGCUGCCAUGGUAGCUUGACGAAGCAGGUCAUCAAGAAGUUUGAUCUUCGCCGAGACAGUCAGCCACAAACAUACGGACUAGGGAUCAAAGAGGUAUGGGAAGUCCAACCGGAAAAGUUUAGACCUGGCGAAAUUGUUCAUGCAAUGGGUUAUCCUUUGCCUAAGGACACUUACGGAGGUGCUUGGAUAUACCACUUUGGCGAUAACCUUGUCAGCAUUGGGCUGGUUGUCGGCUUGGACUACCCUAACCCGUGGCUUUCACCAUACGGAGAAUUUCAGAAACUCAAACAUCAUCCUUUAUUCAAAGAAGUUCUUGAAGGCGGCAAGUGUAUCUCAUACGGGGCUCGGGCCCUUAAUGAAGGCGGCUUCCAGUCAAUUCCCAAAGUAGCAUUUCCCGGUGGCGCCCUGAUUGGGGACACCGCAGGUUUCCUAAACGUCCCCAAGAUCAAGGGUACACACACGGCAAUCAAAUCUGGCAUGCUUGCCGCAGAAGCUACAUAUUCUGCUUUGCAAGGAAAUGGCGAAGGUAGCAUCUUUUUAUAUAGCUACGAAGAGGCUUUGCGAAAAUCCUGGAUUUGGAAAGAGCUUUAUGAAGUACGAAAUAUGCGACCUUCCUUUAGCACACCUUUGGGUAUCUACGGUGGAAUUCUGUAUUCGGGAUUGGACGCGUUUAUUCUUCGUGGCAAAGCUCCAUGGACACUAAAGCACCACAAAACUGAUGCAGCGGCUACAAAGCCAGCUUCUGACUGUGAAAAGAUUGAAUACCCUAAACCUGAUGGUGUUCUCAGCUUCGAUAUUCUGACUAGUGUCAGUCGCACCGGCACUAACCACGAGGAAGACCAGCCCGUCCAUCUCCAGGUUAAGGAUUGGGACGCGCAUACUAACGCAGCAUGGCCAAAGUACCGAGGAGUGGAGAACAGAUUCUGCCCUGCCGGCGUCUAUGAAUAUAUCGAGGACCCGUCAAAGGAGCAAGGCGUUCGCUUCCAAAUCAAUGCGCAAAAUUGCAUCCACUGCAAGACCUGUGACAUCAAGGUCCCGACCCAGGAUAUCAAUUGGCAGACGCCCCAAGGCGGCGAGGGCCCCAAAUAUUUCAUCACCUAA
This is a messenger RNA of Talaromyces proteolyticus, 1917 nucleotides long. Its product is annotated as electron transfer flavoprotein-ubiquinone oxidoreductase mitochondrial precursor. The record is from RefSeq and is a predicted model, not a curated record. Bases 1 to 1917 code for a protein of 638 amino acids. Gene Ontology annotation, cellular component: mitochondrial inner membrane. Gene Ontology annotation, molecular function: iron-sulfur cluster binding; electron-transferring-flavoprotein dehydrogenase activity. Gene Ontology annotation, biological process: electron transport chain. NCBI's taxonomy places the organism in Eukaryota, Fungi, Ascomycota, Eurotiomycetes, Eurotiales, Trichocomaceae. The transcript has 3 exons.